AUGGGCAAAUAUAAUAAAUGUAACGAAUCUGACUGUUAUAUUGCCAAAAUUGAAGAGAGACAUAGAGAAUUAGUGCAAGGCUGUGGUAAAUGUUCGGCCCGACAUAGACUGCGUAACUGUUUUAAUUGUUCAACUCCACUCUGCAAUGACGAAACAAAACUUCCUCAAAUUAAAUGUUACCAACUUACUUUCAAUCAACAGCCUUAUGUGACGAAAUCUAAGACAUGUCAUCCAACCUUUGAAAGUUGCUACAUUGCUAGGGACAUCUUUUGGAGGGGUAAGAAAAAUUGGUAUUCAUAUGUUAUAUCACUGUAUUUUCCUAUCUUAUCUAAUAUUCUACAUUUUUAA
Messenger RNA from Meloidogyne enterolobii, 348 nucleotides. NCBI's taxonomy places the organism in Eukaryota, Metazoa, Nematoda, Chromadorea, Rhabditida, Meloidogynidae. The record is from the annotation of a GenBank genome assembly.